AUGAGAUUUUGUUGUUUACUAUUGUGUAUUAUCCUUUAUGAUUUUGUGCCUUCACAAUCUAAGUUAUUUACAAAUACUGCAUCAGUUCAAACUCAAUACUUGCAAGAUUCUGAACAGUCUGAGAAAUCUUCAGAAGGUUCCGGCAGUUUGGAGCCGAAAAUGGCUGAAACACACACUGUAGAGAAGAAUAAGGUACACACUGACAUUCAACUGUGUUCAAUGGUCUGCGGUAGGCCAAUCGAUCGAAUCAUUGCAAUUUUAGGCACUUAUUGCUGCCAAGCUUUGGUCAUUAACGCUCUGUUUUUGGUCCUAUCGAACAUUGCUCAGUGGAUUCAGAGGGAGUUCAACGUAGAUACUUCCUCUUUAUUUAGUGGAAAGUUUUACGGACUCCUCACUGUCACCUUCGGGAGUUAUGUGUCAUAUAAAGUUUCAGAACUGCUGGUUGACGCAAUUUUAAUAGCGUUCAAGGAUAGCGUUUUGGCCCAUAGGAUGAGGGAGGUGAUUGACCCCUCUAAGUCGAGUCUGGCUUGCAUAAACGUGCCUAUACUGCUUCUUUAUAGGUGCUCCAAAUACUUGCACAAUCGGCUUCCUCCGAAUCUGGCAUCGCUGGACAUCCAUAUUAAAAAUCAGCUGCUCGGAUCUGGCGGCGCUGAGGAUGACGUGAAUGAGGACUUGCGGAUAUCACUCAAGUCGCCGAGUCCAAAUAGGGGCAGGUUUAAGAGGGAGUUGGCAGUAAUUUCGGGAUAUGGGCUGGGCACCUUUCUACUUCUUGGCGGAAGUCUACACUCGUUCACUCCGAGUGAAUUAUCGCAUCCCGGUGCCUACGCAAUGCCCAAACUCUCUCUCAAGGCGGACGGCUACGGGUACGCCAACACUUUUCAGAAGGGAGUAAUUCAAGCCAUUGGUAAAAAAUAUGGGUGUCACACCUGUGGCAUGAUUUCUGACACCGAGAGGUAUAUCGCAGAUCAUCAGCCGCCUUCGGGCGUGGUUAAAAGAAAGUUGAGCGGCAAAUAUAUAUCGUUUCUGCUGAGGCACCGGCUUAUACCAAUUCACCUGGUUAAGCCAGAACAGCACUUCUACCCUCAGUGCAACAAGUGUUCCAUCAAGCAGGCUGCGGCGGUUGCCAAAAACAGACGUGAAAGCGUUACACAUUUCGGAAGGUUCCGAGCUUACCACUUGUGCCCGACCACGUUCUUCGUUUCAAGGUUUUAA
Theileria orientalis strain Shintoku is the source of this 1212-nucleotide messenger RNA. RefSeq lists its product as hypothetical. NCBI's taxonomy places the organism in Eukaryota, Apicomplexa, Aconoidasida, Piroplasmida, Theileriidae. The transcript has 3 exons. The coding region runs from base 1 to 1212 and encodes 403 amino acids. The record is from RefSeq and is a predicted model, not a curated record.